This is a messenger RNA of Dermochelys coriacea (leatherback sea turtle), 2396 nucleotides long. RefSeq names its product SH3 domain binding glutamate rich protein like 2 (gene SH3BGRL2). The coding region runs from base 1468 to 1794 and encodes 108 amino acids. The record is from RefSeq and is a predicted model, not a curated record. The transcript has 4 exons. NCBI's taxonomy places the organism in Eukaryota, Metazoa, Chordata, Testudines, Dermochelyidae. Gene Ontology annotation, cellular component: cytoplasm.
CAGUGCAACGUUAUUGAAGUCAGUGGCAUUUCAUGAGCAUAAUGGAGAACAACACAAGCCAGUUCUGCAGCAGGGAUAGAUCACGUAGUGGGGAGAGGUUAAUCAGAGGGGUGAUUGGCCACCUGGCUGGGUCUGGAGACCUAAGAGGAUGAGGGUAACAAUGACAGGAAUAUGUGACUAGCUAAAGGCACAAUCUGUAGGUUUCAAGGGUUUUUUUUUUUUUUAAAUGUAAAGAACAUUAUUGAGAAUGGCUCAAUCCCUAUUAGCCACUGGCUGGUAAACUGAGACAUCUGUUUACCCUAAUCAGCUCACAGAGAAAAUCUGCCACAUACCUGCCAACAUUUGAAAGCUAUAAAUAUGUACAGCUGGGGAAAGACUGGGACCCACUUUAACUCAACUGAAAUACAUUGGGUUAGGAUGACUUUCUGAAAGGGCAAGCGGUCUGAUUUUCUUCAGUCUCAAACUUUGUGUUGUAAUUUUCACCUGUGUGAAGCAAGUGUAAAAAAUGCCACCCGGUCACAAUGGUGGCCUUUGACACCCACUUUGUGCAGACGGGUAGACACUAGGCCAGGCAGUAGAAAAUAAAGCUGAGAGUGAGGGGAAUUCAAAACUCAGCUGAAAAAUAGGAUUUAUCACUUCUAAACAGCAUCAGCUGGCAUGCAGGCAAAGCUCAACGUGAAAGAAGCCCUUAUUAUGGAUGUACUUUAAUAAUGCUGCAGAAGAAAACAAGCUGUUAGGCACUGUGGCCUGUAUCUUUAAAAAUGGUCCUUACUUGCCUCUGAUCCACUGUUGAUUUGCCAGGGUGUCUAGAUCCUUGGCCAUAAAUAACUGGGGUGACCAGCACGCCGUGGUACUGAGCCCCGCAACUCAGGCUCAAGUCAAUGGGAGCUGGGGGCGUGCAACAUCUGUGGGAACCAGGCCUCCUAGAAGUGUCCCCUAUGGGGGCCACCAGAAUUUAGAAACAGCCAGAAUUAGAGGCUACGAUUAAGUAGAUUGUUCCCUACUAAACUACCUGACCGCGUGGACUGAUCUAAAGCCCGGCUUUCAGACCGGGGUGGGGCCCCGUUCGACCUGUCGCCCCCCCCCCCGCCGCACACAGCUGGGAGGUGCAGGUGGCCCCCUGGAAACACAUCCACCAGGUGGCAAAGCGGCAGCACUACAAUUCCCAGCAAUCACUGCGCACGCCCUCCUCUUCCCCCCCCCCCCACGCGGCUUUCAUCUCCUGCCUCCCGCUAAGCUCUGGGUGUCUGCGCGGCGGCGGCUGCUGCCAGGCGAAGCGGGAGUCCCGAGGCGAGCGCAGUGCUGGAGCUGCUAGCGCCCCUGGGCUUCAGCGGGGUGAGCAAGGCGGGCUAGGUCCUGCAAGCAACCCCCCAGCUCGCAGCGGCGGCUUUCAGCUGCAGGAGUGGAAGCCCCCUUAACCCUUCCACGCCUCCCCUUGGCUGGAGAGAAGCGGCGAAUGAAGUGAGGAUGGUUAUCCGGGUGUUCAUCGCAUCCUCGUCUGGCUCGGUGGCGAUAAAGAAGAGGCAGCAAGAUGUGAUACGAUUUCUAGAAGCCAACAGGAUAGAUUUUGAAGAGGUGGAUAUCACAAUGUCAGAGGAACAAAGACAAUGGAUGUAUAAAAAUAUUCCUGAGGAAAGACAGCCUGCACAGGGCAAUCCGCUGCCACCCCAGAUAUUUAAUGAUGAUCAGUACUGUGGAGAUUAUGAUUGCUUUUUUGAAGCAAAGGAAAGCAACACUGUCUUCUCCUUUCUAGGGCUGAAACCUAGGUUGGCAUCAAAGGAGUCAGAACCCUAGAAAAAUUCUUUGAAGAUUAAACAAGCACAUCUCCUGGAUGAAAAGCCUUGUUGUUCAGCACAAGACUGCUUCCCUAAUGGAUCACUGUGAUAAAAAGCCAAUGCGAAUAAUCAAUAUUUUGCUUGCCAUGGAAGAGGUGCUUUCCAAAGGUGUGAAAUUAAUGUGUACAUAAAAUGGGAUAAAGGGUGAGAUGAUACUCCUUUUUUUAAAAAAAAUGCCCACUCUUGAUGUUUCACAUCUGUCUAUGGAUAACAUUUUCACUGGCUUUGGUAUUCUAGCAAAUAAUCUAUUUAACUCUGAAGAUGGGUGGAUGUUGAGGAAUGGAAGUGUAAAAUCUGUAUUAGCAUUGAAGGUGAUCUGGCAAGAAUGUGAAUCCUUUAUAAAACUUCAGUUACUGCAGGCUGGAUAAAAUUAGUUUAUCAUGACAGUUAUAAUUUUGACGGUUAAUAGAACGUGAUGCUAGUUACGAUACAGAAGAUGAAAAACAGCAUGAAGAACUUGGUCUAUGCCAAAAACUUCAGAUUUCUGCUCAGUAUAUUUACUGUGCCGUCUAUGCUAGAACAUGUGUAUUGCAAUAUGUGUGGGCUACUAAGCUCUUUCAU